This is a messenger RNA of Anas platyrhynchos (mallard), 3056 nucleotides long. It is a transcript of the gene PRC1, whose product is annotated as protein regulator of cytokinesis 1. Gene Ontology annotation, biological process: mitotic spindle midzone assembly; microtubule cytoskeleton organization. Gene Ontology annotation, molecular function: microtubule binding. Gene Ontology annotation, cellular component: mitotic spindle midzone; cytoplasm; spindle. Lineage: Eukaryota; Metazoa; Chordata; Aves; Anseriformes; Anatidae. The record is from RefSeq and is a predicted model, not a curated record.
AUUGGUCGGCGGCCGGCUUGGGGCGGGGCCGGGCGGCGGUUGAGGGCGGGGCUCGGCGUGACGCGGCCGCGGGGCUGCGGCCAAUCAGCGCCGCCCGCUGCCAGUUUGAAUCCCGGCACCGGCGGCAGCGGGCGGGCAGCGGCCAUGAGGAAGAGCGAGGUGCUGGCGGCCGAGGCCGUGUCGUGCCUGAACCGCGCGCUGGCGGCGCUGCGGGACAUCUGGGAGGAGAUCGGCAUCCCCGAGGAGCAGCGCCUGGAGCGCACCGACGUGGUGAAGAAGCACAUCAAGAGCCUGCUGGACAUGAUGGUGGCGGAGGAGGAGAGCCUGAAGGAGCGGCUCCUGAAGAGCAUCGCCCUGUGCCGCAAGGAGCUGGACGCCCUGUGCCGGGAGCUGCGCCUGGACCCCUUCGAGGCAGAGGAGGAGAGCACCAUCCUGCAGAUGGAGAAGGAUUUGCGCACCCGCGUGCAAGUGAUGUUAAAGCAGAAGAGGGACAGGCAGCAGGAGCUGAAAGCUCUGCAAGAACAAGACCGAGACCUGUGCGACAUCCUCUGCGUGUCCCCGUUUGGCAUCGACAGCAACGCCGUGCCCAGCCUGGAGGAGCUGGACCGCUACCGGCGCCACUUGGCCUCCCUGAGCGCCGAGAAGGAGCGAAGGCGAGAGGAGUUUGUCAGUAUCAAGCGGCAGGUCAUCCUCUGCAUGGAGGAGCUGGACCACACCCCGGACACGAGCUUUGAGCGGGAGGUGGUGUGUGAGGAUGAGGAAGCCUUCUGCUUGUCCACAGACAACAUCGCUGCCCUCCAGAACCUGCUGCAGCAGCUGGAGGCCCGGCGGUCCCUGAACGAGGCCAUGUGCAUGGAGCUGCGAUCCAGGAUCACUGCGCUCUGGGACAGGCUGCAGGUUCCCGCGGAGGAGAGGGAGUCCUUCGCAGUGCACAUGACCGGAUCCAGAGCCAAAACUAGGAAAGCUCUGCAGUUAGAAGUGGACCGUCUGGAGGAGCUGAAGCUGCAGAACAUGAAGUCUGUGAUCCAGGCGAUCCGGGUGGAGCUGGCUGAGUACUGGGAUAAAUGCUUCUACAGCCAGGAGCAGAGAGAAGGCUUCAGCCCCUAUUAUGAUGAGGACUACACAGAGACCCUGCUCCAGCUCCACGAUGCUGAGGUGGGGAGGAUGAAGAACUACUAUGAGACACACAAGGAGCUGUUUGAGGCUGUCCAGAAAUGGGAGGAGAACUGGAAGCUGUUCCUGGAGCUAGAGAGGAAAACAACCGACCCCAACCGCUUUGCCAACCGCGGGGGGAGCCUGCUGAAAGAAGAGAAGCAGCGAGCAAAGCUGCAGAAGAUGCUUUCCAAGCUGCAGGAGGAGCUGGAGAGCAGGGUCCAGGCCUGGGAGCAGGAGCAUGAGGACGCUUUCCUGGUGAAGGGGCAGCAGUUCAUGGAGUAUGUGGCGGAGCAGUGGCAGCUGUACCGCAUGGAGAAAGAGAAGGAGAAGCAGGAGCGGCACCUGAAGAAAAGCCGCCAGAUCGAGGCAGAGAUGAUGUACGGGAGCACCCCGCGGACACCCAUCAAGCGUCGCGUCCUCACCCCACACACGCCUGGCAAAGUAAGGAAGCUCAACUGGCACUUCCAUCUCCAGCGCCACCCCCAACAGCACUGUUCGCUCGGCCUUCGGGGCAACUCUCUACCACUCACCAACCUCUCGGCUGCCGCCCUCCGGAGGGAAGCAGCUUGGUCAGGCUCGGACCCCCAGCCGCGUGGCUUUGAAGCCCCCCCGGCCAGGACACAGGGAGCAGAACAAGGAGAACGUGUCGCAGCUGAACGGAACCACCCUGAGCGCGCGAACUUUCAAAGGCUUCCAGGUGUGACACCAGCUCCCGCGUGCUCAACUCCACCACCACCAACGCCUACUGCUGAGGCGCUGCCCCCGGCUCUGGCCCUGCGCAGCCGCAGUGAGUCCCUGCUCCGGGGCAGCGCUCCCGCAGCACCCAGGCCGUGCCCUCGGCUUGGCUUUUAGCUAGGGCCCAGCAUUAGUCUGGCCGGCCCCCCCCUCUGCGGGGUGGGGUGCUCCUGCCUGCGAGGGCAGGGGAAGGAAAAGGACACUUGUACAUGUUUUGCUUUUAUUUGGGGAAUUCUUGUGACUGUUUGUGAUUAAAGACUGCGAACAAACUUGGGGUAGCGUAGCAGCGGGUGGUGGCUUCUGCGGGAGCCUGGCUGGGCAGUGGGGUGAGGUGGCAGGGCUCUGGGACAGACAGGACCUAGUGCAGAGAGCUGGCCUUGGUGCCUCUUACCAAAGGCUCUUUUUUUUUAACCUUCCAUAUAUCUGUAGGUAUUAUCUACCCGGCUCUUCCUUAACAGCACAGCAGCCAUGCUUUAGCUAGGGCUUGCUUUAGCUGAGGUUCCUCUAAGCAGCCUCCCUUGGCCCCCGAGGACUGCUGCAGCCUGGGCUUGUGGCUGAGGGUCUCAACUCACCCCCAGGCUGGGCACUGCAGCUGCCCCCUGGAGCCCCCAGGUGGCCUGAUUCCCCUGUCCUUUGCCCAUCCCCGAGCCCCUGGUGCGGGGCUGCCUGUCCCCCUGCACGUGCCCCCCAUCGCCUGCCUGCCCUUUCUCGCCUGCUGCUCCUGGGCAGGACAGCGCAUGGCUUGGUGGUACGACGUGCUGGGGGGGGCUCGUUUGCACCUUUUGUUAAUGAAGCUCUGUAUGUGUGUCUGUCCCUGAUCAGAACUAAUUUGCACCUUGUUGUCACUACACUCCCCCACUUGCUGUUAUUUAUUCCCCAGGUUCUGUUCCCUUGCUCUGUAACUCUGUAUAUACUGUUUAUGGGAAUAACGCGUAUCCAUGUAUAUAGCCCCUGCUGUUUGUGUGGUUGUUGGGGUGACCAAAGGCUCCUCCAGCAUCACCCUGGAGGCCAGGAGGGGGGGGGGAGAGGGCUGGGCCUGGCUCUUCAGCCCCUGCCUUCUUUCUGUAAACCUUGCCUGUGCCCAGAGGGGCUGGAGCAGCUGGGCACCUGUACGUGUAUGCAACGCGAAGCACUACCGCAGCUGUUACAAAAAGAGAUUUAAUAAA